Orbicella faveolata is the source of this 1320-nucleotide messenger RNA. RefSeq lists its product as uncharacterized. The record is from RefSeq and is a predicted model, not a curated record. Gene Ontology annotation, biological process: protein phosphorylation; cell surface receptor protein tyrosine kinase signaling pathway; multicellular organism development. Gene Ontology annotation, molecular function: transmembrane receptor protein tyrosine kinase activity; ATP binding. Gene Ontology annotation, cellular component: signaling receptor complex; plasma membrane. NCBI's taxonomy places the organism in Eukaryota, Metazoa, Cnidaria, Anthozoa, Scleractinia, Merulinidae.
UGUUGUACUGGUAACCAAUGAAGUUCAUACAAAGCACGGGAGUAAUAUGCAGGUACUUUCUUAGGUUCAGCACAAGUCUAGCCGCAGCAUUCUGCACACGUUGCAAUUUAACUAUUUGCGACUUAGGCAUACUUCAAUGUGUAUUAUCUAAAGUGAAUUGGAGCGUUCUGGAGAACGUUUCAAGUGAAAAGGAGAUUGUUGUUACGAGCGGGAAAGACGGGGCAGGCAGGGGGCGGACGCGGGAGUUGAAAUGGGAAAAUUCUCCCGCUCGUGGUAGGUAGCUCAUUACGCACUCUUAAAGUUUCAUUUUUGGGUCGAAAGCUGUUGAGCAAAGACAUAAUAGCAUCUGCGUCCAAUGACCAUCGCGUUUAUCUUUGCGUUUGAGUAAGGAAAGCUGUAGCAACGUAGUCGGACCAGCAGAGUGGUCGUGAUUUUUUUCUGUAUAGUACAAAGAAGGAUUUAGUGAAUAUAACAAAUCUUCGCGUGUGAUGUUAACAGGAAUGGAAGGUUUGAUUACUGGAGAUGAUCAGGCAUGGGUCUACGCCAAUGGAAGAUACCUAGGAAGGGACAAUGGAAGAUGGGAUGUUCCUGUGAGCUUCUACUUCCCUGAAAAUCUUCAAGUCGUUGCCAUCUAUGUGAAAAACAGUGGCGGCGCUGCAGGACUCAUCGCUUCGUUCGCAAACGGCAUCGUAACUGACAACAAAUGGAAGUGCACAACUCAAGCGAUAAGAAACUGGCAUACUACCGGAUUUGACGACAGCAAUUGGUCAGCGGCCACAAUUCACGGCGGUAACAGCGGUCAGUUAAGAGUCAAUAGAUUGCCAACGAAUGCUAAAUGGAUUGGUUCAAAAUAUCGAAAUGCUGGCGGCCUCUACUGUAGGAGACACAUGACUUACUUUGGAGAGAAACCAUCAGCUGGUGGAAGUUGUGACAAGCCUCUUGGUCUACAAAGCGGUUGGGUGGAAAACAAGCAAAUGAGAGCUUCAUCCAUUUGGAGCAGAACACAUGCUGCAUGGAGAGGAAGACUACACAUGCCAAAGCAAUACAGUUACCCUGGUGCGUGGAUAGCAAAGACCAGCAAUGUUUACCAAUGGAUUGAGGUUAGGGAGAAAGAUAGUUGGUUGAUAGCAGUAAAUCGAAAACCGAAAUCAUCCCUUUUCACGUCGACCUGGGAUGACUCCUUACUUGAAAUCCCAUUAUUAGCAAUGCAGACAUUUUGUGAGUGUGACAUCUAUAAACCCUGAAAUCUUCUUUCCUCUUGAUUGAGAAUAAAUUUCCAUGCGAGUUGACAUGCCGGCAGGCUGUGUGCAGCAGAGUCGG